UCCAUGCUUAGCUCGCAAAAUUUGACUACUCUGCCCUCUUUGGCUGCUUCCUUCCUUCGAGAAUUUCAUGGUCAGGAUCUCAUUAUUUGUUUCGUAUGGGGACACGACUUGGAUGAGGCUGCGUGGACUCAUGUUCUCAUAUAUGCCUGAAGAAAUUUGGUUCAGGCAAGGGCAAGCUAGCCAUGUUUUUCCAAGCUGUCCUUCUGGUGUCCAGCUUAGUUUGUUUAGCAGUUUCUCAAGAUCUCAGUUUCCUCUACAAUGGCUUCCGAUCCGCUAAUCUAAGCCUUGAUGGUUUAGCUGAGAUCACCUCUAGUGGCCUUUUGAAGCUCACCAAUGACACAAAGCAGCAAAAGGGUCACGCCUUUUUUCCAAACCCAAUAAAUUUCAAGAACUCAAAUGGCUCAGUUUUCACCUUUUCUACUACUUUUGUUUUUGCUAUUGUACCUGAAAUUUCAAGUGUUAGUGGUCAUGGGAUUGUGUUUGUGAUUGCACCAACAAAAGGCUUCCCUGGCUCUCGUCCCAGCCAGUUCCUUGGGUUGUUUAAUGAGACCACCAACGGUAAUAAGACCAACCAUGUUGUUGCAGUAGAGCUUGACACCAUCUAUAGCAGCGAGUUCGGUGAUAUCGAUGACAAUCAUGUCGGAAUAGAUAUUAAUGGGUUAAGGUCUGAAGUAUCUGCUUCAGCAGGAUAUCGUACUAAUUCCAGUGGGAAGCUCACAAACUUGACCCUUAUCAGCGGCCAACCAAUGCAAAUUUGGGUGGACUAUGAUGGUGCAAGGAAGCAACUUGAUGUCACUUUAGCUCCAAUUAAUAUUGGUAAACCCAGGUUUCCUCUUUUGUCUUUAGCUCUUGAUCUGUCUCCAAUCUUGCGAGAUACCAUGUACGUUGGUUUCUCAUCAUCUACAGGCUCUGUCCUAACAUCACAUUAUGUGUUGGGUUGGAGCUAUAAGAUGAAUGGCCCAGCUCAAGCACUGGAUCUUUCUCAACUUCCUAAGCUUCCUCGAAUUGGACACAAGAAGAGAUCAAAAUUUCUAACAGUUGGGCUACCUACAAUUUCUGUAAGUUUGGCUUUUAUAGUAAUCUCAGGUUUAGUUUAUUUCAUAAGAAGGAAAAGGAAGUUUGCAGAAGUCCUUGAAGAUUGGGAGCUUGACUAUGGGCCUCACAGAUUCAAAUACAAAGAUCUAUACAUCGCCACUAAAGGAUUUAGAGACAAGGAACUAUUGGGUAGUGGUGGAUUUGGUAGAGUCUAUAAAGGAGUGUUGCCAACUUCCAAGAUUGAGAUUGCUGUAAAGAAGGUAUCCCAUGAAUCAAGACAAGGAAUGAAGGUUUUUGUGGCAGAAAUUGUUAGCAUUGGCCGGCUUCGUCACCGGAACCUAGUAACGCUCUUGGGCUAUUGCCGGCGAAAAGGAGAACUACUUCUGGUCUAUGAUUACAUGCCCAAUGGAAGUCUGGACAAGUACCUGUAUGAUCAACCACGAGUCACCCUGAAUUGGGAACAAAGGUUUAAAGUCAUAAAAGGUGUAGCUUCAGGACUGCUCUAUCUGCAUGAAGAAUGGGAACAAGUAGUGAUUCACAGAGAUGUCAAGGCCAGCAAUGUGUUGCUAGAUGGUGAAUUGAAUGGGAGAUUGGGAGAUUUUGGCCUUGCUAGAUUAUAUGACCAUGGAACAGAUCCUCAAACUACUCAUAUUGUUGGUACUCUUGGUUAUCUUGCACCUGAACACACUCGAACAGGAAAGGCCACAACAAAAACUGAUGUGUUUGCUUUUGGUGCAUUUUUACUUGAGGUUGCCUGUGGUAGAAGGCCAAUAGGUCGAAGAGAACAAGCAGAGGAUCUAAUCUUGCUUGACUGGGUGUUUUCUCUGUGGGUAAGAGGUGAAAUGCUUGAGGCCAGAGAUCCAAAUUUGGGUAGAGACUAUAUAGCAGAAGAAGUGGAAAUGGUGUUGCAGCUUGGCUUGUUGUGUUCACAUUCUGAGCCUGAAAUUAGGCCAAGCAUGCGCCAAAUUGUGCAGUUUUUGGAGUGGGAUACUCCUCUUCCUGAGUUGUCAUCCCUUGGACUCUCUGCGAGUGGCCUAACUUUUGCAAAUCCUGAAGGUUUUAGCGAUUUUGCUAUGUCUUAUCCAUCUUCCAUGAACAAUGCAUUCUCACAUUCAUCUUCUAUAGCCGAGUCCCUUCUCUCAGGAGGCCGCUGAUUUUCUUUCUUCCUUUUUUUUUUUUUCUCCUUUUUGUUAACAUCUGCUGAUAAUAAUGUCGUUGUCUUCCUGGUUUUGUAGAUGUUAGGGAAGAAAUAAAAAGGCAUACAGCAAGAGCUUUUUGUUCUAUAGAACCUGAAAUUGUCAAGACUGACAUUAAGCAUAUCAUCAUAAGCCAGAAGAAGCUCGCGUAAAUUAGACAGUAACCAAGAACCCAAACCAAAUUUGGGAUGUUGCAGCCGACCAAUUCUGCCAAUCUCCGCCAAUAAAUUCUGUGAUUCCUUGUUUGGAAUUGUGAGAAAUUCUCUUCACAGCCGCAAGGGUAUUUGACAUAGGCAACACCCCUUUAUAGACCUCUCAAAAUCCUCUUUUUCCAAGAAUCUCCCUCUCAGUAAAGCCAUUGGAAGCCACAGAUAGCUCCCUGUACGAGAACCUAUGACAUCCAAAAUCAAUUUCCCAGUCGUCAACUAUCUCUAUGACCUUGGCCUUCUUGCUUCUCCAUGAAGUGAUGAAAGUGACUAUUAUUGCCACCAGAGUCAGUUCUGCUGACGACAAUCCAACUACCAAGCCCAUCAAAUUGAAAGCUCCAACCAAGAACAUAAUGAUUCUGAUCUGGUUUGGUCUGUUGAGGAAGAAAAACCCACAAACAUUCUGUCCAAGAUGACCAGUGAGAUAUCAAUAUCCAAACACAAAAGUGGAAGGUUAGGCUUACUAAUUUGAAUAUGAAUUGGAGACAAAGUAAUAUUAAGUUGCUUCUUAAUGGCAUGAUAUUCCACUCAAAUCUGGAAAAUUAUUACACACAAUGUGGAAUGAUUUUAUUAUAAUUAUCGAACAUGAGAGAAUUUAUAUGAUUCGCUGUUAAUAUCUAAUUACAGGUAAAAUAGAAUUAGACGGAGUCAAAUAAAUGCUUCAAACAUGUCGUUUUUUUUUUAAAGGUCAAGAAAGUUCUUGAAAAAAUCCUUGUGUCUACUGCUUCCAUCACCACCCGCGAGAAUAAUAUUGAAAAAUAGUCUCAACGUUCACAGUAAAUGAACAAGAUUAAGCAUAUGCAACCCAGAAAUUGAAGACACCUUGAAGCAUCAAAGCUAAAGAAGAUUGCUAGAAAUAAAGAAGCGCCAUUAUGCUUUCGCCUGAACCAUAGAGAAGUAAGCUGAGAGAGCUCAACCGGCCAUCUCUUUGUCUUGAGGAUCUCCCACUCAUGACGAGGGGAAUGUUACAAUCUCGACAUCAAUAAAAAGUUUAACACCUCCACAACUGAAAAGAA
Molecule: messenger RNA, 3453 nt
Organism: Manihot esculenta (cassava)
Lineage: Eukaryota; Viridiplantae; Streptophyta; Magnoliopsida; Malpighiales; Euphorbiaceae
Product: L-type lectin-domain containing receptor kinase IV.1
Exons: 2
Coding region: 183-2189 (668 amino acids)
Biological process (GO): protein phosphorylation
Cellular component (GO): plasma membrane
Molecular function (GO): ATP binding; protein kinase activity; carbohydrate binding
Source: RefSeq, a predicted model, not a curated record